This is a messenger RNA of Gamsiella multidivaricata, 3937 nucleotides long. Its product is annotated as Retinoic acid induced 16-like protein-domain-containing protein. The record is from RefSeq and is a predicted model, not a curated record. The transcript is spliced from 2 exons. Lineage: Eukaryota; Fungi; Mortierellomycota; Mortierellomycetes; Mortierellales; Mortierellaceae. Bases 252 to 3905 code for a protein of 1217 amino acids.
AUUCGACGUUGGUCAUCUGCACUCGAUAGAGCUAUCGUCCUUCGAGGGUUCAUCUUUUCUUUUUCUUUUUCUUUUUUCUUUUUCUUUUUCCUGUCCGUUGUCCAUCCUCCAUUCCCGAGUGCUCUUACAUCUGCCGCACAAGGGGACCUGUUCAUCAUCUCACGCCUCAUCUUGUCUCCUCAAUAACCGUGCCGGUCCUGUUUCCCGCCUCUGCCGCUGGCCUGUAUCCACUUCUAUAGCAUUAAAACACGAUGGAGCCGAGUUUCUGGAACAAGCUGAGAAAGUCACUGACGACCGCACCCAAGACACAGCCGAGCAGUGCUGUGCAGCUGACACGCUUCAACAAGUGCUGGACCACUAUUCAGAAUGGGUUCUCGACACCAGAGAAACGCAGCCUUUAUGUCCAACAGACCGAGAUCCCAGCCCGGCUCAAGAACAUGGUGGAUCUCCUUGUGGACGAAGAGUCACGUCUGGAUGAUGAUGCUGCAGGAACAACGGGAGUGUGCAUGGAGUAUCUCCUCAAACACAAUAUCCUGGCCAAGCUGGUCAACAUGGCGGAGGGCGAUCAACCCAAGGGUAUCAUGGGCGAGACCAUUCGAACGAUUGCGGCCAUGAUCAACCUCCUUGAUGAUCGCUUCCUUGUCCACAAUGCCGUCCACAAACCGACCGUCAAACUGCUGCGAACAUGCGCCUCUGGUACAGAACUUCAGGGUGAGAGCUAUCACGAGGACCUUGUGGAUCUGAUGUACAUUGUCUGCUCAAAGAUCCACGGAUAUCCAGAGCUGCUCAACAUCUUUUUCCACGACAAGCAAUGGUUGACGGUGCCGCAGAGGGUGGCCGCGAAGAGGAUCCAAAAGAAUCUGCAGACCAUGGAGAUGUUGAAGAAUCUGAGGGCUUCGACCAGCGAGAAUGCAGCCGAGAAGGAAUCGCCAUCGCAACCACUGGAUGGAUCGCAAGCGGCUCUGGAUUCGACCGAGCAAGAAGAACCGGCCUCUGAACAAACCUCUGUCGCCGACGGCCAGGGCACCCAACAAACUACGCCAGCACCGAAAAGCGACUACGAAUUCUUGCUGUUCACCUAUCUCUCGAAAUUCGUGCACCGCGAGGGCAAGACGGGUGAUUUUGCAAGGACAGGAUUGCUCUUCCUUAUGGAGCUGGCUACUGGUUCUCUGGGGGAGUACAUCAUCGAGUCAGAUUUCACUUCCUUCCUGAGCGCAGGUGUCGGUGCGUCGUAUUCUCAGCUUCCGCGUAAACUGCUCGUUCGAGGCGGACCGAACACGAUCAACAGCAUGGUCGGAACACUGAAUGAUCGCGCGCCACCAACAGAGUCAACCCCAUCGAGGCGCGCCAACAUCGAAUUGUCUACCUCGACUGAUUUUCAAUCGCGACUGGAUGCAUUUUUGAAGCUCCUCGAAUUCUGUCAGGACAUCAUGAUGCGAUGCCCCAACAGCGAAAUCGUCGACUCGCUUCUCAACACAUUCAAGACAGUGUUUCUCGAGAAUAUCCUGUUCCCGUCCAUCAUGGAGUGCUCCGACACCGAUGGCAGCUCGGUCGCCGUUAUCAGCUACAUUGAUCUGAUUCUUCAAGUAUUGGAGCAUGAGGCAUUGGUGGACUUGGUCCUUGGGUUCUUAAUGUCCUCUGAGGAUGACAAUAGAGCCACAGGUGCAUCACAGGACACGGAUGAUGCCUUUGCAGAGAUUCAGAAUCCACAAACGACUUCAUCCUACUUCACGGCGAGUGGACGCUUUACGCUCAAGGACUUGAUCCUCUCCCGGCUCAAGUCUCGAUCUCAGCCGACUGUAAUUGCGACCCUGAAGCUGUUGAACACACUCAUCACCCGCCAUUGUAAAUACUCGCUCAAGCUGCUUAGCAUCCAGCCAGACAUCAAGGCGACAUCAUUCCGGGACAUGCCAGGCCAAUCCAACGGAGGAGAUGGGGACUUGCCCCUCGUCAGCCAUCAUGUGCAUGAGCUGGAUCUCUUUUACGCCCUCAUCUCGACUAUCAACCCUCACAACACUGCAGAAAUCUUUUGUCACGGCUACGAGUCCUAUCUCCGGGAUGCCGAGGGUGCAGUGGAGACCCAUCAAUGUUAUUUGAGGAGCAAGGAGAUCGAUGGCAGUCAGGCAACCCCAGGCCAACUCUCGGCGCUCGAGCGCAAGAAACAGCGUCGUCGUAGCAUGAAGUAUGGACAAAAGAUGGACCUCCCGGACGAUCUCUCCGGAGAUGCCUUUCUUCGAGAGCAGGAAAAGAACACGGAAGCCAUGGCAGCUCUCAGCUGCUGCGACAAGCCUCGCUCGCACCCUGUGCCUUUGCAUCGUCUGCUUCCUUCUGAUCCGCUGCUCCAGAUCCUGCUGGGUACUUUGUCGCACUUUUUUGCCCACAGCGUUGAACUUAACUUGGCGCUGACUGGAGUCAUCACCUCUCUGGCUGUCUGCCCCUAUCGCUCGUUGGAGGGUUGGCUCCUGUUCAAGAGUACAGACAUCAGGAAUCCAGGCGAGGAUGGGCCUGUCGAAGCGGCAGUUGGUGCCCAAGUCAAUCCUCAGGCAGACGUUCGAUUCGAACUCGGUGACUCUGAAGACGAAGACACGCUGCCAUCAUACCUGUCUCGAGGCACCAAUGCCAAGGCAAGCAAAUCUGCCUCUGCCUCACAGGCCUCAGUUGCCAUCUCUGAUGAGGCCACUGGAGCCACCUCGUUCAAGUCGUUCCCUCCAUUCUUCACCAUGCUCAGGACGCUGACGCAGCAAGUCGACUACUACCGCAGCGAAAUCGACGGGUUUGAUGAGUACCUCGCGGAUCGACGACGCAUCCUCCUUGUCGCAACAGAGCUCAACAGCGCUAUUCACACUCCAGGAUUGUCAAGCCAGCAUCGCUCUCAGCAGUACCCACAACAAUACUACCAGCAACAGCAUCAGUAUCCCAGCAGCGCGUUUGGAUCUAACGAGUCCUUUGCCAAUCAGCAGAUUGCAAGUGAGAUUCGCUCGGGACAUGGCACCCCGACAUCAAUGGCGGGUUCUUCUAUGAGCCACGGUGGACCUAUUAACCCGCAAUUUUCAGGCACAUCCCAACGAAUCAAUACAAAAAAUCUGGCGCCGGAGGGAGCGCAAUCCGCUUCUUCACACACGAUCAGCUCGCCCAAAGCAAGGAAGAGCAGCGCACCAUCCAGCUUGAUGUCGUCGCCAUCCAACAUGCCAUUCCUGGAUGCCUCGGGUUAUAGGCGACCUACAAGUAAGCCCGGCAGUAGCAGCAGCAGUAUCAACAGCGGCAGUCUCCCCGGAGGCGCGGAUUCAGAUAUGCAGAGUAUGCAUAGCGCAACCACCAUGCCGAGCUCGGUCCAGUCUUCAAGGACAGCUGUUUCAGCUUCAGCAUCAUCAUAUUCCUCAUCUAUGCACUCUAACUCUGUGGGAUCAAGACCGCCCAUGGCUUCUGGAAUGGCAGGAGCCGCUGCAUCGGUGGCGGGCGCUCAGUCGUCGUCGUGGGGAUCGUUUACCGCCAAAUCCCAGCCGGUCCCGAACCCAGUGCUUGUCAGGACCAUGGAGACGAUGAUGAUUAAGCCCUUGUUUCCAGACGGUUUCGUGAACGAUUCGGAUAGCGAGGCAGAGAACGAGGCUGCAGAGCACUCGGAUUUGAGCGAGGAUGAGGGUGCAGAGGGCGAAGGUGCAGAGGGGGCGGAGGAUACACCAAAGAAGUCCAAGCGGGCGGGUCAGAGAACACGCGAGGCCUCCACGAGCUCCUCAAACGAGACCUCAGAGACACCAUCACAACAACAUGGAACUCAUCGCGAAAAGAUGGUUACGUUGGGUCAAUUGUUGACGAACGUUGUGAUUUUGGAGGAGGUCGUUAAGGAGGUGGUGGCAGUCGCGCAGGUGCGUCGGGGCCUGGGUGUGGACAAGGUGCGGUUUUUGUAAAAUGUUGACCCAUUUUUUUUUUUUCUUUUUUU